This is a messenger RNA of Penicillium canescens, 2276 nucleotides long. RefSeq names its product triglyceride lipase ATG15 (gene atg15). The record is from RefSeq and is a predicted model, not a curated record. The transcript is spliced from 2 exons. NCBI's taxonomy places the organism in Eukaryota, Fungi, Ascomycota, Eurotiomycetes, Eurotiales, Aspergillaceae. Gene Ontology annotation, biological process: macroautophagy; multivesicular body membrane disassembly; piecemeal microautophagy of the nucleus. The coding region runs from base 16 to 1731 and encodes 571 amino acids. Gene Ontology annotation, molecular function: glycerophospholipase activity.
CCUUGAUCAUCCAUCAUGUCUCGAAAGCGUUCAUGGCUUGGACUGAGUGUCCAGAGCCUUCUAUUAUCAGCUGCAGUACUAUCGACUGCUGCCUCUGCCUCGGCUUAUCCACCCCUACAAGCUCCUAUCAUCCCGCCACAAGUACCUUUGGGGUCCGAAGGUACACUUGAGACGCAUGAGUUUUCCCUACGGCACAUCUUCCACCGCGGUACCUCUGAACAACCCGACCUCCAUGCGAGACUCGAUGUUAAGGCAGACACUCGGCUUCGGGCUGUAUCGGAGGAUGGUGAUGAAACCGACUAUGUUGCGUCAGAGUCACAUCUACUUGCUUCGUCAGUUCCCAUCACGAUACAACGGUUGGCCGAUCGACGACUCCCGGUGAUCGAGGGGCAUUUGGCCGCUUCGCGGUCUUCUGGAUCUGUGGCCGCCUUGUCUGCAGAUGAGUGGGUCAUGGACACCCUGCAAGGGCCGGAUAUUACAGACAAGACGACGGUCUUGACAUUCGCUCAGAUGACCGCAAAUGACUAUAUCGAGGAACCUGGGACGGGACAGUGGCACUCUAUACACGGCCAAUUUAACUACUCGGGGAGCUUUGGUUGGCAGAAAGAUGGACUCAGAGGGCACAUCUAUGCUGAUAAAACCAAUAGCACUGUCGUGAUUUCGUUAAAGGGUACUUCGCCGGCUCUGUUUGAUGGCGCGGGUACCACCACCAAUGACAAAGUCAACGACAAUCUAUUUUUCAGCUGCUGCUGCGGCCAAGGAGGCUCCUACCUGUGGAGGCAAGUCUGCGACUGUCAGAGUGCUACCUACACAGCGAACUUGACUUGCAUUGUUGAGUCUAUGAAUGAUGAAAACCGUUACUAUCGGGCUGGGAUUGAGCUCUACUCAAAUGUCACCGAGCUCUAUCCAGAUGCAAAUAUUUGGAUGACGGGCCAUUCAUUGGGUGGUGCAAUGACUAGUUUAGUCGGGUUGACUUUUGGGUUGCCCGUGGUCACUUUCGAAGCUGUUCCUGAAGCCUUACCGGCAGCUCGACUUGGCCUCCCAAGCCCACCUGGCCAUGACCCACGCUUCCCGCAAACACGAACGCACACCGGAGCCUAUCACUUUGGGCAUACAGCAGAUCCGAUAUACAUGGGAACUUGCAACGGGAUCAAUUCGAUCUGCACAUGGGGCGGCUAUGCGCUGGAGUCGGUUUGCCACACCGGACAGAUAUGCACAUAUGAUACUGUCGCAGACAAGGGAUGGCGUGUUGGACUGGGUACUCACAAGAUCGAAAAUGUGAUAUCUGAUGUCAUUUUAAAAUACGACACUGUCCCGAAAUGUGUGGCAGAGGAGGAAUGCUUUGAUUGUGAUCUCUGGAAGUUCUUCCGAAGCAAUGGCUCCGAGGUCACAACUACUACCACUACCUCAACAACCACAUCAUAUACCAGAACAUCGACGUGCAAGACCCCCGGGUGGUGGGGCUGUCUGGACGAAAGCACCACAGCUACUACCACCACCACAACUUCUCCGACGAGUACAGCUACGACCACAACAUGCAAAACUCCCGGUUGGUUUGGGUGCAACGAUCCUACGACUACCACAACAGCAACUCCGGCGCCUACAGUCACGACAACUCUGCCCACGGUGACUGCAACGUCUACCACCUGCAAAACUCCUGGUUGGUUUGGCUGCAAUGAUCCUACCACCACCAUGCCAACCCCUACUGAAUUUAUCUCGACCCCUACUUAGUCGAUAUAUCAUAUUAUGAGGUUGAUAUGAGCUACCGGAAUGGCAAUCACAACAUCCACAUUAAAUGGCGACUCCUUCGUCCCCACCCUCUCAUUCCCAUGCAUUCUUUUACAGUAUGCUCUGGGGAUUCGUUUGCUUCGACUAAGCUGCUGGGUUGAAAAUCCGCAGGCGCUAGAUAUACCCUUCCACAUUUCGUGAUUUAUUCGUUUGGAUUUUACUAUCAAAUUUGCACUUCUCCCCAUAUACAAGACAAGAUAUACGAUCGACAUGUGAGCGAGCAUUUUGGUUUUUUCGUUCUGUUUCUUUGGGUGCCCGGUGGGCACAAUUCUACUGGCGUUAUCAAUUUUGGUUCCUCCGUCUGUUUCACCACAGCCGGGGCCGUUCAAGGUUGUUUGCUAGAACAUAACUUAUUUGGAAUUGGCCAUGUUAUGCUCCAGGAAAAUAUCUUUAUGAACUGGUCUAGGGAAAAAUCGGCUACUACGGGACUAUCACUGCUAGACUUAUAAAUACAUUCAUCGAAAUUAAGACCACAUACCAGAUUGAAG